This is a messenger RNA of Eruca vesicaria subsp. sativa (arugula), 1094 nucleotides long. The record is from the annotation of a GenBank genome assembly. Lineage: Eukaryota; Viridiplantae; Streptophyta; Magnoliopsida; Brassicales; Brassicaceae.
GAAACACACUUGCGAAGCUUCUUCCUUUGGUAAAUUUCAAGUGUAAAAGAGAAAAGCUGUUAAAGGCGCAUUUUCUCGGAUCUCAGAUCUUAGAUCCCAAUUCUUCUGUAACGUUGAUCCAACAGGUGGGUGUAAUAGCUUUAAAUCUUUGCUGGGUUCUUCUUAGUAAUGGCGAGAAGGCAAGUGGGUUCAACACGACGUGUAGGGGAUGCUGGAAGCUUCCCUUUUGCUGGAGCCUUGCACUCUAAGUCUCGUUCUUCUCCUCUUUUAUCUAUCUGCCUUGUUCUUGUGGGGGCUUGCCUUCUCAUUGGCUACGCUUACAGUGGUCCAGGUAUCUUUAAAAGUGUUAAAGAAGUCAGCAAAGUUGCAGGUGACUAUUCCUGCACAUCAGAAGUCCAGAGAGCCAUUUCUGUCCUUAAGAAGGCUUAUGGAGAUGGGAUGCGCAAGGUUUUGCACGUUGGCCCUGAGACUUGCUCAGUUGUUUCCAGCCUCUUGAAAGAAGAUGAUGAGACUGAAGCAUGGGGUGUCGAACCUUAUGACAUCGAGGAUGCUGAUUCUCACUGCAAGAGUCUUGUCAGCAAAGGCCUUGUACGUGUCGCUGACAUCAAGUUCCCUCUCCCCUACAGGGCGAAAUCCUUCUCUCUUGUCAUCGUCUCAGAUGCUCUCGAUUAUCUCUCACCCAAGUACCUUAACAAGACCAUGCCUGAACUCGCUAGGGUAGCUUCAGAUGGUGUCGUUCUUUUUGCAGGUAUCUUUAUCCUAAAGAAUAACAAAUGUUUUUUCAUUCUCGAUUUGGUUUCCCUACUCUUGAGCUUCAACUGUUCUUAGGUCUCCCUGGUCAGCAGAGAGCUAAAGUUGCUGAACUGUCUAAGUUCGGUCGCCCUGUAAGUUUACUUUACCCUGUUCUCCUUAUUGUUAUAUAUUACACAACCCUUCCUCGUUAUGUAAUAAGUGGCAUUACCAUAGUUUAUGUAGUUAGCCAUGAUCUAAAACCAUGACUCUCGAAAGUUGCAUUUUUAAACGCAUGCUUAAAUGACAUUGUACCUACAAAACUAUUCCUGAAAAGAGACUGCAAAGUAUACACGACCUAAUAC